Molecule: messenger RNA, 534 nt
Organism: Gadus chalcogrammus (walleye pollock)
Lineage: Eukaryota; Metazoa; Chordata; Actinopteri; Gadiformes; Gadidae
Product: cathepsin K-like
Exons: 4
Coding region: 1-534 (177 amino acids)
Source: RefSeq, a predicted model, not a curated record
AUGCUGCUCGCCUCCCUUUGUCUGACGGCGGCGGCAAUGUUUGACACUGAGUUUGACCUCCCCUGGGCAAUGUGGAAAAGGACCUACAACAAGAACUAUGAGACCCAGGUGGAAGAGGUGGGCCGCAGGGAGCUGUGGGAGUUCAACCUGAAGAUGAUCAGUGUCCACAACCUGGAGGCAUCCAUGGGCCGGCACACCUACCGCCUCAGCAUGAACCACCUGGGAGACAGGACAAGAGAGGAGAGACAUCGGUUGUUGGCUAGGAUGCAUAUUCCCUCUGACCACCAGAGGCGCACACGGCCUUCCAGGGAGCAGCCAGCGAUCCUUUGCCAGAUAGCCUGGACUGGAGGGGACAAGGGCUACGUCACCAAAGUUAAAGAUCAGCGAGAUUGGGGGAACACCUGGCCGGAGGCAGAGGAGCCCUUUAUAAAGGAGCAGGAGGACUGGCAUUCGGGAAAGACCAGGGAGCGAGAGGGCAGCGGAGAGGCGCUCGGGGUCCGUGAGCAGGCUAGAGGCUCACGAGAGGGCCCGUAG